CUCCAGGCCCCCCCGGAGGAUCUGAGGCUGAAGGCAGACGCGGACGGCGCCUGCAUUUCACCUCCCGUGCUGGGCCACGCUGCUUCCUGCCUGGACCUGUGGGACACGGCCUGGCCUGCCAACUCUCUCAGGACAGGGAUUUUUUCCGUGGUGGUUGCUACUGCGCGCCCAUGGCGUCCAGAUUAGUGCCUGUCACCAGGAUGGCGCUGGAUAAAGGAUCUGCACCGCCAAUGGAUACCGAGGGGUUUGGUGAGCUCCUUCAGCAAGCUGAACAGCUUGCUGCCGAGACCGAGGGCAUCUCCGAGCUUCCCCACGUGGAGCGGAACCUGCAGGAGAUCCAGCAGGCGGGCGAGCGCCUGCGCUCCCGCACCCUCACACGCACGUCCCAGGAGACGGCAGACGUCAAGGCGUCCGUUCUCCUGGGGUCUCGGGGACUUGACAUCUCCCACAUCUCCCAGCGUUUGGAGAGCCUGAGUGCGGCCACCACCUUCGAGCCUCUUGAGCCUGUGAAGGACACAGACAUUCAGGGCUUCCUAAAGAAUGAGAAGGACAAUGCCCUGCUGUCGGCCAUUGAGGAGUCCCGGAAGAGGCUUCUUAUCACACUAAUGAUGAAUGGAACCACAGGGCUGUUUAUUCAGGUUGUGGGGUUGUUUCUAAAUGAGAAGCUGGCACCCCUCUCAGAUCUGUCCGAGGAUUUGGUCCCAGAAAGCUGCCAGUUUGCAGAGUACAUCCUGUAUUCAAGGCCCAAGAGUUCUGGCACACAGACAUUUGGCAUGGCUGAAGAGUACCAUCGAGAGUCAAUGCUGGUCGAGUGGGAGCAAGUGAAACAGCGAAUUCUCCACACACUGCUGGCAUCAGGAGAAGAUGCCCUGGACUUUACUCAAGAAAGUGAGCCAAGUUACAUCAGCGAUGUGGGACCCCCUGGUCGGAGCUCUCUGGACAGCAUCGAGAUGGCCUAUGCCCGGCAGAUUUAUAUCUAUAACGAGAAGAUCGUAAACGGGCACCUGCAGCCUAACCUCGUGGACCUCUGCGCUUCCGUCGCAGAGCUGGACGAUAAGAACAUCUCUGACCUGUGGACCAUGGUAAAGCAAAUGACAGACGUGCUGCUGGCACCGGCCAUGGAUGCCCUGAAGAGCCGCAGCAGCGUGGAAGUGCGCAUGGAGCUGGUCAGGCAGGCCCUGCGGUACCUGGAGCAGAGUUAUAAGAAUUACACCCUCGUGACGGUCUUUGGGAAUUUGCAUCAGGCCCAGCUGGGCGGUGUGCCUGGGACUUACCAGUUGGUUCGAAGUUUCCUGAACAUUAAACUGCCAGCUCCUUUGCCUGGACUUCAGGACGGAGAGGUGGAAGGCCACCCUGUGUGGGCGUUGAUUUAUUACUGCAUGCGCUGCGGAGACCUGCUGGCUGCCGCCCAGGUGGUCAACCUAGCCCAGCACCAGCUGGGAGAGUUCAAAACCUGGUUCCAGGAAUACAUGAACAGCAAGGACAGAAGAUUGUCCCCGGCUACAGAGAACAAGCUCCGCCUGCACUACCGCAGGGCCCUCCGGAACAACACAGACCCCUACAAGCGGGCCGUGUACUGCAUCAUCGGCAGGUGUGAUGUCACUGACAACCAGAGCGAAGUGGCCGACAAAACCGAGGACUACCUGUGGUUAAAGUUGAACCAAGUGUGUUUCGAUGAUGAUGGCACCAGCUCCCCACAGGACAGGCUCACUCUCUCGCAGUUCCAGAAACAGCUGUUGGAAGACUACGGCGAGUCCCACUUCGCAGUGAACCAGCAGCCCUUCCUCUACUUCCAAGUGCUGUUCCUGACCGCGCAGUUCGAGGCGGCCAUCGCCUUUCUCUUCCGCACCGAGCGGCUGCGCUGUCAUGCCGUCCACGUGGCCCUCGUGCUCUUUGAGCUCAAGCUGCUUUUGAAGUCCUCCGGACAGAGUGCGCAACUCCUCAGCCAUGAGCCUGGCGAUCCCCCCUGCAUGCGGCGGCUGAACUUCGUGCGCCUCCUCAUGCUCUACACCCGGAAGUUUGAGUCCACGGACCCGAGGGAGGCCCUCCAGUACUUCUACUUCCUCAGGGACGAGAAAGACAGUCAAGGAGAAAACAUGUUUCUACGCUGUGUGAGCGAGCUUGUGAUCGAGAGCCGAGAGUUCGACAUGAUCCUCGGGAAACUGGAGAAUGAUGGGAGCAGAAAGCCUGGAGUCAUAGAUAAGUUUACUAAUGAUACGAAGCCUAUUAUCAACAAAGUUGCUUCCGUGGCCGAAAAUAAAGGACUGUUUGAGGAAGCCGCAAAGCUUUACGACCUUGCCAAGAAUGCUGAUAAGGUGCUGGAGCUGAUGAACAAACUGCUGAGCCCCGUCGUGCCCCAGAUCAGCGCUCCACAGUCCAACAAGGAGAGGCUGAAGAACAUGGCCCUCUCCAUCGCGGAACGGUACAGGGCUCAGGGAGUCAGUGCAAAUAAAUUUGUGGACUCCACAUUCUAUCUCCUGCUGGAUCUGAUUACCUUCUUUGAUGAAUAUCACAGUGGCCAUAUUGACAGAGCCUUUGACAUCAUUGAUCGCUUGAAGCUGGUGCCCCUGAAUCAGGACAGCGUGGAGGAGAGAGUGGCCGCCUUCAGGAACUUCAGUGACGAGAUCAGGCACAACCUCUCAGAAGUACUUCUCGCCACCAUGAACAUCCUAUUCACACAGUUUAAGCGGCUCAAGGGGACGAGUCCCUCCUCGGCUUCCAGGCCCCAGCGCGUCAUCGAGGACCACGACUCUCAACUCCGAAGUCAAGCCCGGGCCCUCAUUACCUUUGCUGGGAUGAUACCCUACCGCACGUCCGGGGACACCAACGCCAGGCUGGUGCAGAUGGAGGUCCUCAUGAACUAGGCGCGGGCCCUGCAGGCUCCGGACACGCUGUCAGUACCUCGGGCACGUGGGCCGCGGGGUGGGUUUCCGGUUUUGUUUCCGUUGUGUUUUGUUUUGUUUUUUGUAUUAUGUAUUUUUUGUCAACACCAAUAAAUUUCUUUGAUUUGUAUUUCUUUUCACAUUCUUUUCUUUUUUUUCCUUUGAAGUUUUGUUUAAAUUUUUAUUUGUAUGAGAGAUGUCUUCAGUAGUUCUUGGGCCAGAGAAUGGCAGGCUUUUGUAGCCAUAGGUGUCUGUGAUUUGGGUCAGGUCGACCUGAAAUGAUAAAAAAUUAACCCAACAUGAGCAAGGAA
Messenger RNA from Pipistrellus kuhlii (Kuhl's pipistrelle), 3193 nucleotides. RefSeq names its product nucleoporin 93 (gene NUP93). Gene Ontology annotation, cellular component: nuclear pore. Gene Ontology annotation, biological process: protein import into nucleus; poly(A)+ mRNA export from nucleus. The record is from RefSeq and is a predicted model, not a curated record. Bases 171 to 2864 code for a protein of 897 amino acids. NCBI's taxonomy places the organism in Eukaryota, Metazoa, Chordata, Mammalia, Chiroptera, Vespertilionidae. The transcript is spliced from 24 exons. Gene Ontology annotation, molecular function: structural constituent of nuclear pore.